This is a messenger RNA of Callithrix jacchus (white-tufted-ear marmoset), 5697 nucleotides long. It is a transcript of the gene TRIM25, whose product is annotated as tripartite motif containing 25. The record is from RefSeq and is a predicted model, not a curated record. Gene Ontology annotation, molecular function: protein binding. NCBI's taxonomy places the organism in Eukaryota, Metazoa, Chordata, Mammalia, Primates, Cebidae.
GCCCCGUCCUGGCGCCCGCCCCCUCCCCGCGCCACACGUGACUUCCUGGCGGCCGCAGGGACUGCCCCUCCUGGGUUCGGUUUCGUUUCCUCGGCGGCCUCCCUCGGAGCGCGGGUGCAGCAGUCGCGUCCCGACCCCUUGGAGCGCCAUGGCGGAGCUGUGUCCCCUCGCCGAGGAGCUGUCGUGCUCCAUCUGCCUGGAGCCCUUCAAGGAGCCGGUCACCACUCCGUGUGGCCACAACUUCUGCGGGUCGUGCCUGAACGAGACGUGGGCAGUCCAGGGCUCGCCGUACCUGUGUCCGCAGUGCCGCGCCAGCUACCACGCGCGACCGCAGCUGCACAAGAACACGGUGCUGUGCAACGUGGUGGAACAGUUCCUGCUGGCCGACCUGGCCCGGGAGCAACCCGCCGCCGACGGCUGGACGCCGCCCGCCCGCGCCUCCGCACCGAGCCCGGGCACCCAGGUGGCCUGCGACCACUGCCUGAAGGAGGCCGCCGUGAAGACGUGCCUGGUGUGCAUGGCCUCCUUCUGCCAGAAGCAUCUGCAGCCGCACUUCGAGAGCCCCACCUUCCAGGACCACCCGCUGCAGUCGCCCAUUCGCGACCUGCUGCACCGCAAAUGUCCCCAGCACAACCGGCUGAGGGAAUUUUUCUGCCCUGAGCACAGCGAGUGCAUCUGCCACAUCUGCCUGGUGGAACAUAAGGCCUGCUCUCCCGCGUCCCUCAGCCAGGCCAGCGCCGACCUGGAGGCCACCCUGAGGCACAAAGUAACUGUCAUGUACAGUCAGAUCAAUGGGGCGUCGAGAGCGCUGGAUGAUGUGAGGGCCAGGCAGCAGGAUAUUCGGUUGACUGCAAACAAAAAGGUGGAGCAGCUACGACAAGAAUACAUGGAAAUGAAGGCUCUCCUGGACACCUCAGAGACCACCUUGACAUGGAAGAUAAAGGAGGAGGAGAAGAAGGUCAACACCAAGUUGGACAGCAUUUAUCAGAUUCUCCUCAAGAAGAAGAGUGAGAUCCAGACGCUGAAGGAGGAGAUUGAACGGGGCCUGACCAAGGGGGAUGAGUUCGAGUUUCUGGAGAAAGCAUCAAAACUGCGAGGAAUCUCAACAAAGCCAGUCUACAUCCCCAAGGUGGAACUGAACCACGAGCUGAUAAAAGGCAUCUACCAGAGCACCUUAGACCUCAAAACCGAGUUGAAGCGGUGCAUCAGGCAGCUCCAGGAGCCCACCACCAGCUCAGGUGACCCUGGAGAGCAUGACUCAGCGUCCACAUACAAAUCUGCACGCCCUGGGAAGAAGGCCCCAAAAGAGGAAAAGAAAUCCAAGAAACCUUCCUCAGGACUGAUAGUGGAAUUAGAACGAGAUGGCUCUGAGGAAGAGAAAAAGAAAUCCAAGAAACCUUCUUCGGGACUGAUAGUGGAAUCAGAACAAGAUGGCUCUGAGGCGGCAGCCACUGGAGCCAAAGGUGCCAGCUCACAGCCGAACGCAGCAUCUCUCAAGGCCAAGGUGCUGGAGACCUUUCUGGCCAAGUCCAGACCUGAGCUCCAGGAGUAUUAUGUUAAAGUCAUCCUGGACUACAACACUGCCCACAAAAAGGUGGCUCUGUCACAGAACUAUACAGUAGCUUCUGUGGCUGAGAUGCCUCAGAACUACCGGCCGCAUCCCCAGAGGUUCACAUACUGCUCUCAGGUGCUGGGCCUGCACUGCUACAAGAAGGGGAUCCACUACUGGGAGGUGGAGCUGCAGAAGAACAACUUCUGUGGGGUAGGCAUCUGCUAUGGCAGCAUGGACCGGCAGGGCCCCGAGAGCAGGCUCGGCCGCAACAAUGCCUCCUGGUGCGUGGAGUGGUUCAACACCAAGAUCUCUGCCUGGCACAACAACGUGGAGAAAACCCUGCCCUCUACCAAGGCCACACGGGUGGGCGUGCUUCUCAACUGUGACCACGGCUUUGUCAUCUUCUUUGCUGUUGCUGACAAGGUCCACCUGAUGUAUAAGUUCAAGGUGGACUUUACUGAGGCUUUGUACCCGGCUUUCUGGGUGUUCUCCGCUGGUGCCACGCUUUCCAUCUGCUCCCCAAAGUAGGCAGGCCAUGGACACUUGGACUGACUGCUUGCAGAGGUCCCAAGACCCUAGUGAAAAUCCAGCAGGCAGAACUCUCCUUGGAGAAUUCCCCAAGAGGUCCCAAGGUUUGGGAGUAUGGGAGGGGAGCAGGCGGGAGGGUGGGGGAUGGGAUUUAGCCUGGGAAAAGGGGUGGAGGUGAUUGUGUUGUGGGCAAGGAGGCAUUUCCACCCCCUGGUGCCUAUCAGGGCAGGGUGACCUGCUUCUCAUUGUUCUGGGAAAUCUCCAGGCUGCUGGGCAGCUGGGCAGAGCUCUGGGGAGUGAAGUCAUGAGUGCCUAAUUCCUCUUAGAAAAAAAUCCAUAUCUACUGUAGGUUCUGUCUUGGGCCACUUGGAUCUGAAGGCUGCCCCUUUGCUCUCUGGGGUAGCCUUCAGAUCUGGGUGUUUUGAUUACUUACCAUAGAUGUUUUUAAAAUUCCAAAGUCAUUAAAUUUGGUUGAAUUACACAACCUCCGUUACCCACAUGCUGGGGCUCGAUCUCCUGAUUAUUAGCUGUGCUUGAGGAAACACCCACAGCAGUCUCUACCCAGAACAGAGUUUCCUAAAGAAGCAUGCCCUCUUCCUCCACUGUAAAAUAGUGCUGUUCCCUUCCUACCCUGCUCACCCAUCACUCCCCAUUGAUGGUUUUCAAACAGGAAACUUUUCAGCUAAAGCUUCAAACCAUGACUGGAAUGAGCCUGUGUUGGAUUUGUGAUUCAAGGUCAGGUGACCCCGGUCCAGUUUGAAUGGAAAUCCUUCCUAAGUGUCAUGAGAAGCAUCUUGGCAGAGAUGCUUUGGUGGCAGCCAUGAGCUUUGCUGGAGGCCUUGCUUCCCAUAGCCUUGGCUGCAGGGCAAGGAACUCUGCUGGUCAAGAGGGACACUGCCCUGGGUCAACAGAAGCCUGAUGGGUUUGCUCGUGUUGGAGUGUCCUGCUUUCUUACUGACAACUCUUCUUGGCUUUAGCUCCUCUCCCCUGGAUUGUGAGAUACGGAAUGACAGUGCAGGUACCACUGAAGCUAGCACAGCCAGCUAAGCUGGAUCUCUGAAGCCUGCUAUCAUGGAGACAGGCUGCCUCAGGGACCACACUAGACCACUUGCUCGGGUGGCAACCUAGCACCAAAAGGGUCUUUUAGCAAACCUCAUGGGGAACAGGAACAUUCCUGUUCAUCCCUGGCCACAGGCUGCAGACCCAGCACUGGCCGUCUCAUGAGUCAGAGCCUGGGGCUGGCCCUACCCCCUUGUGCUGCCUUCCUCCUUUGAGCCAGUUCUGUAAACUCACAUUGAUCAGGGAGGGAAUGAGUUAAAGAGGGUCACACAAGUGGCUAUUUUCCCUGCAGUGUUUCUGUGCAGUGAAAAUAACCCAGUCCACUAAGAGGCGGGAGUGAAUGGAUUGCUGGAUUUUCCCCAGGCUCCUUAUAGCCCGAUGUUAGGAUGUUAAGUGUGAAGAACUUAACCUCUUAUAAUGAAUUGAGUUCAGCUCUGGGCUUUGCUUAGAGGAGAGCUCCAGUCAGGCUUCUUAUAAUAUGAAAAGAGGUCACCAGGGGAAGUAGAGACCCCAGAUCUUUUCAUAUGGAUAUUUGAGAAUGUAAUGCAUCUCAGGCCUCAUGCUGGAAUUCUUGGGCACUGUAGGAAGGGCAGAACAGUUGAUAUUCCUGACAGGUACACACCUGAUCAGCGUCAUCUCCCGGCAAGGAUUUUUACUUUACUGGGAGAGCAGUAGUCUUCGUAGGGAAGACAUCCCUGCAAUAGGUAAUAUGUGGUCCUUAGACGUUUUCUUCUUUACUACUUGGAUGAAAAGUUCUUUGGUGAUUCUUCUCUGCUUUUGAAGAUGAUCAAAAGCAUCUUCAUUGAUUUUCUGAAACAAAAGCCUUGUCUGAAACCAAUUAAUACUUGGGAAACAGCUAGGCUUAGAGAAGGAAAUGCCAGGGAUUAAUCCAUGGCUCCUGCUCUGCCUCUCUUCUGCAGAAAUGAGGACAGUAGGGAGGCUCCUUCCCUGGCAAAUGUGCAGCUCAGGGUAGGGAAGCUGAGUCCCUCUGUUUAUAAGAGGGUCAAGUAGGUAACCAAAGCCGAGUUUUGUGCAAGGUACUUUGGAGUUGUAAAUUGAGGAGUGCGUCCUUGCUGUCUUUAACCAUUCUGUUUGCAGUGGUAAGACCUUACAUAACCUAGCCUUGCAGGGCCGCCACACAACCCUGGAGUCCUAGAGUUGGAAGAACCUUUGUGUCCAUCUGACUUCUCAUUUUGUAGAAUAUGAUGAGAAAGUAGAGGAUCACUCUGUUCAGCACUUUUUCCGUUCCAUUAGGGAGGAGAGAAGCCUGCUAGCAUGUGUGAGGGGAACACUCUUCUGGUACACUGGCAAGUAUCAGAAAUUCCCAGAAACACAAACAUAAAAUACUAUCCUAGACCCAGGUACUGGGGACUGUCCCAGUCAGUGUGGCAUGAUAAACAAAAAGGAUCAAGUCUGUAUUUUUCAAUAUGCGGUGGCUGAUUAUUCCUGUUUUAAGUACUCUGAAAUCGAUGUGCGAUCAAUAAUACUAAUAUGUUAUCUUUGACCAUAUUCUGCCUCUCACUGUUGAUUUUAAUUAAUUAGGGGUAUUUGAACUGUUAUUUCUUGAGCUUAAUUUUUUUAGAGUUAACUCUUUAAGGAGAUAAUCACGGCUGUAGACAAGACCAGGGCUGGCUGACAUGCCUUAGAAGCUUUGAACGCUAUAAAGCAGUGUUUGGUGUUCUCUCCCGCAUUUCAGUGUGGGCAGAAACUGCGGUUUGUAUGUCAUGCUGUUGUCAACAAAUGAGCCGCCUACUACAGAUGGCUACUGCCCAGGGACCUGUCCAGGCCCCACUCAGGGGCUCCCAAGGGUUGAGAUUUCAGCAGACCUAUAGCCAGCACACUUAGUCUUACCCUGGGUAGAGCUCCUCUUUGGGAAGCUUUUGAUAAGGAAUUCUCAGACUGAUAGGAUGUCUGUCUGGGUUUUGCUGCGGGACAAUCCAACUGUGGGGGCUAAGGGAAAGGGGGUGGGUAUCAAUGAAAGAGUAAGCCACAAAUGGAUAAUCAGUUACUAGGGAUGGAGUGGGGGUUCAUUAUAUUAUUCGUUCCACUGUUGUAUAUGUUUGAAAAUGUCUAUAAUAAAAAAUUUCAAAAAAUAAAAUAGUUCAGGCCAGCAAUGGGCCCUGUUUAGUGGAUUUUAUCCUUGUUUGAAUUGGGGUAGGAGGUGCAGGAGGUGUGAAUUGGAGGUUGUCUAAAGAAUUGGACUGGCCUUUGUCCCUGGUUCCUGGGAGGGAGUCUUUCAGUCCUUGACCUUUCCAGGGUAAUAGGAGUGUCUUUGUUAUUUGUGAGGCCACGGGAUCACACCAGAGCUUAUGCUAAGAGGUGAGAUGACUCAGAGCUGGGGCUGGACACCAGAAAGACUGACCGUGUGAUUAGAGGGUGAUCAGCAUAGCUUCCUGGUUGGUGGAGCCGUGGCUCUGCCAGCAGGGAAGUGUGCCCUAAUUCCAUGAAGAGAGGCCACGGGAGCGCCAUGCUCGAGACCCUCCCAGACCUUUUCCUGUGUCUUAUUUGGCUGGUGGAGCUGAUUUGUAUCCUUCAUAAUAAAAUAAUCAUAAAUACAA